This is a messenger RNA of Sphaeramia orbicularis (orbiculate cardinalfish), 2174 nucleotides long. Its product is annotated as F-box only protein 6-like. Gene Ontology annotation, biological process: SCF-dependent proteasomal ubiquitin-dependent protein catabolic process; glycoprotein catabolic process; ERAD pathway. The transcript has 6 exons. Gene Ontology annotation, molecular function: protein binding; ubiquitin protein ligase activity. Bases 258 to 1151 code for a protein of 297 amino acids. The record is from RefSeq and is a predicted model, not a curated record. Gene Ontology annotation, cellular component: cytoplasm; SCF ubiquitin ligase complex. Lineage: Eukaryota; Metazoa; Chordata; Actinopteri; Kurtiformes; Apogonidae.
GAAAUAGGAACUGUUUAUGUGGAAUAAGUAUGACUAACAGACAGGGUGUCUAGCUGAAUCAGAAGUGAAACAAAAACCCUUUCCGUGGGUUUACAAUGUGUUUUAGUCACACUUAAUAUUUAAAGCUCGUAACCUCGUAAGUACAAUACGAUACAGUGAAUUCAACCCCCGUGUGUGAGAUAUUUACGGGUCUGUAACUAAUGAGUAACCAGUAAGCCUGUAGUUGUUGUACACCAGUCUGGGCUUCAGACCUGUACAUGAAAAGACGUUUUUUGCCCGACCCGGUCCAAAGCACUAAGAAGAAAGCUAUGGGUGCCGUUCCGAGCUCUGAUUCUGCUCCAGAAGCAACAAACUCAACUGCGGAAGUGAGUAAUGUGCAAGACCUCCAAAUAACGACUAUUCGAGUGUUAUUCUCCGUUCCUCUGGAGGUCUUGGAGGAGAUAUUCCUGAAUCUCCCUUCAGAUAAGGUGGUUCAGGUUUGUCGAUUAGUGUGCAGGCAGUGGAAAGAAGUGGCCGACAGUGAAUCUUUGUGGAGGGAGAGAUGUAGGCGAGAGGGAUACAACCUUCAAGAUGUUUCCAAAAUCCCCAAAGACUGGAGGGUGUUUUACUUUUUGCGCAAGAAGAAGAGGAAUCUUCUCAAGAAUCCAAGAGCUGAAGAUAAAUUCAGGGAUUGGCGUAUUCUGGAGAAUGGUGGUGACCAGUGGACAAUAGAGGGACUCAUGGUGCCACAUCCAAAUGAGACGAUCCAGAAAAACUUUGUGACUUCUUAUGGCAUGUGCAGGAAGUCCCAGCUGAUCAAUUUGGAAUCAGAAGGUUACAACUCAUCAUUUAUGGAUCACUACCAGCCACACAUCAAAAUAUCUGACUGGUAUGCACCACGAUGGGAUUGUAGCUGUGAAUAUUCAAUCACUGUGGAGCUGCUGAACCACGGAAAGAAACCCGUCCAGAAAUUUGCUCCUGAGACUGUUUACUUUGAGCAGUGGAAUGACCAGCAGUGGAAUCAGAUCACGCAUGUGUUCAAGAACUACGGUCCAGGAGUGAGAUACGUUCGUUUUACCCACGGGGGGAAGGACUGCCAGUUCUGGGCAGGAUGGUACGGAAUACGCGUCACUGACAGCUGCAUUGAAGUCUGUUCAGAAGUGGACACAUAGCACGAGAGAUUAACCAAAUACUUGCUUCCUGCCUUUACCGGAAAUAGCAAAUUUUUGUCCUCAUUGCCUUAUGUAUCUAUGUCCCUGUAUCUCCAAAGUAAUGAAUGUGUAUCAGUUUUUCAUUGUCAAUAAACAUAAAACUAUACAGUAUAACAGGAUGAAGCAUGAACAUGUAUUUAACGAUUAUACAGACAACAUUUGACUUUUAGCUGACAGUAUCUACCGAUGUUAAUGGAUUAAUGUCUAUACUGAUUUUAAAACCUCUGAUCAGAAAUUUUGCACUAAGAUUUUGGUGGGUUUUAAUUGAGUUUGCACUUUUUCUCAUUGGGCAACCUGGCUCUGAUGAUUGUUUCUCACAUUUUCAUUUGUUCAUAGAUGAAGGGGUGAUUGCACAUUAAGUAAAGCAGUCAGUGGGUGAUAACUGUAACUAAUUUUGAAGAAGACUGCGAGAUUUAACAAUAUAUGUAACCUGUCUCAUCAGAAGUGUCUCACCACUUUUACACACUGUAGGUUUUCAAUUUUCUUGCCACUGUUGUGUGUGCUGUAAAGCUAACAUGUCUACUACAUUUUCAAUGUACUUUAUCCUUGUUUGUACAAAUAUGAUGUUCAUGUAACCAUCAAGUCAGUCAACAACAUUGUAUUUGAAUUUAACUUUAUUCAUAAUACUGGUUUUAUGUGACGUUUUAUCACAGUUAAGAUACAGUACAACUCAAUAAAGAACUUAUUUUCUGCAAAUUGCUACAGUUAAUCUGAUCUCAUGUUUAGUCCAUCUCCUAAUCUCAGUAUUGCUAACACACUAAUCCGUAAUAAGUUAGGAGUUAUUUUCACUAUAUUCACAUAUCAGAUUUAAACCUACCACCCAAGCAUCGAUAUAAAGAAAAAAAUGCAAAUGGUACUAGUCUGGAAAAUACUCAAGUGCUCUAACUGGACGAUGUUCUGUAAACUGUAUGUUCCUUUCUCAUACGCUGCUGGGUAGUAUUGAGUUCAAUUAGCUCAAUUUACAAAAUGACAAAGCAACAAGUA